Molecule: messenger RNA, 1557 nt
Organism: Purpureocillium takamizusanense
Lineage: Eukaryota; Fungi; Ascomycota; Sordariomycetes; Hypocreales; Ophiocordycipitaceae
Exons: 6
Coding region: 1-1557 (518 amino acids)
Molecular function (GO): monooxygenase activity; oxidoreductase activity, acting on paired donors, with incorporation or reduction of molecular oxygen; iron ion binding
Source: RefSeq, a predicted model, not a curated record
AUGGCUGCAUACGGAGUCCCCAAAGGCCACGACUCCAUGUCGUCGGUGGUCGACGCGGCGUCAAGUCUCAUUAUUUGGGGCCUGGCCAUCUCGGUAGUCGGGCUAUUCGUUCAACACGUUCGACUCGUGUUUCGCCAUGACCUCAAGUCCCUUCCCGGGCCACCCGCGGCGCGAUGGACCGGUCUGUAUCGGCCGUGGAUGCUCAGGGACGGAGGCGCCCACGACUUCUACAGGAUGCUGCACAGAAAAUACGGCACGGUGGUCCGCACGGCCCCGAACGUGGUUUCAGUAUCGGACCCCAAGGCAAUUUGGACCUUGUACGCGAUUGGCACCAAGUUUUACAAAACCGGCUUCUACUCCGUGUUUGACAUGUGGUACAAGGACAAGACCAUGCCGAGCAUGUUCUCGGUCCGGGACCCAGCUCAACAUCAAGCGCUGCGCCGUCCCGUCGCCCAAAAGUUUUCCAUGUCGUCCAUCAAGGCCAUGGAGCCCUUUGCAGACGACUGCACCGACAUCUUCAUGCAGGCCAUGGAGGACCUGCAGGGCCAAGACAUAGACCUGGGUGUCUGGCUCCAGUGGUACGCAUUCGACGUCAUUGCGGCGAUUACGUUCCACAGGCGGCUUGGAUUCAUGGAGCAACGACGUGAUGUGCACAACAUGAUUGAAGUUAUCGGCAAGGCGCUCGAACUGGCGGCGCUUAUUGGACAGGUCCCGUCGAUACACCCGUGGCUGAUGGGAAACAAGUGGUUUGCCAAGUUCAUAGCCUGGCAACCGGUCGUCAAAGUACUUGAUCCCCUGAGGAUGGUUGUCAAGUUUACGGAGGAGUGCAUCGAGGAAUACGAUCAGAACCCGCCGGACAAGGAUCGACCGGACUUUCUCGGGUGGUUGAGGCAGACAAAUGCUAAAGGCGACGUGAUGCCUGACGUUGAGAUUGUGAAUCACCUGGCGAACAACUUGCUCGCUGGAAGCGACACCACUGCGAUAUCCCUCCGCGCAAUCUUCUACUACCUUGCGAUGAACCCCAAAUGCUACCAGAGAGCCCAGCAGGAGGUGGAUGACGCCGACCGAGACGGACUGCUGUCAGAACAUGUCACCUACGCAGAGUGUCUUCAGCUUCCCUACCUCCAGGCAGCGAUGAAGGAGGCGAUGCGCUGCAACCCCGGGGUCUCGUUUCCGCUGGAGCGAGCCGUGCCCGCCGGCGGCGUAGACAUUUGUGGACUGCACUUGGAGCCCGGCACCAUUGUUGGGAUCAACCCAGCGGUCAUCCAUCACGACAAAUCUGUGUUUGGGGACGAUGCGGCAGAGUUUAAUCCUGACAGGUGGCUGACUUCAGAAGAGGAGCGCAUUAAACACAUGGAUCGCCACCUCCUGACGUUCGGAUACGGGUCGCGAACGUGCAUCGGCAAGAACAUUUCCAUCAUGGAGAUGGGCAAACUCGUUCCACAAAUGUUGAGAAAGUUUGAUCUGCAGUGGGCGUCCCCUGAAAAGACAUGGAAGGUGGAAACAUUCUGGUUUGCUAGGCAGCAGGGUCUCAUCUACCGGCUCAGAAGGAGAUGA